Delphinapterus leucas (beluga whale) is the source of this 4347-nucleotide messenger RNA. The record is from RefSeq and is a predicted model, not a curated record. Lineage: Eukaryota; Metazoa; Chordata; Mammalia; Artiodactyla; Monodontidae.
AUUCUACAAAUAUUUAUUAAGCACCUAUUGUAUAUCCAGAUGCUGAGAGUAGAGCAGUCCACAAAAUAGACCAAAAAAAGAAAAAUCAAAACUGAAAACAAAAAACCUGCCCUUCUGGGAACUUAUCAUUUUUGGAGCACAGGGUGGAGGGAAGUCCUGAGCUUUAUGCUGGUGCUCACCAUUAAGAAAGUGAAACUGACUAUUUCUGUUGCUUUAUCCACACAGGAUUUAUAGAGCAUGAGAUUUAUGUUAAUGGAAAUCUUAAGGAUUCUACACUGUCCAGUAGUAACUAGGGGUAAUGUUUGACACUCAAGAUUUCUUUUUAAAAUUCCCUUUGUUCUUUUAUCUGUGCUCUUUAGAAACAGUCUUGAGAAGAUUCUCAGUAUGAGUAUUGCACCUUGAUCCCCUCUUCCCGUCUUUCUCUUUAUAGUGUUUAUAUAUCCUCAUAGCAAGCUAAUUAUUGAGAUUUUUGGUGAGCACUGUUCAAUAGAACUUUCUGCUGUGAUGGAAAUGUUCCAUACGUGAGCUAUCCUAGCCAGUGACCACACAUAUGAUAUCUGAACACUUGAUAGUGCAGGUAUAGAUAAUGAAUUACUGUUAUUCUGAGCAGUAAAACUAGGAAUUCUGAAUGGGCUUUCGAAAGUAUACAGCAAAAGUACUUUAGUGCAUCUUAGCUCUGGGCUAGGUGCUGGAGACUGAUGCGGAAAGCAGACAUCAGAAUAACUUGGUUGAUGUAGCCUGUGUGCAAAGAUCGUACACUGUUAAGUCAGUUUAUAGUUAGCUGUCUAUCUGUCUGUUUAUAUACAUAUACUUUAAAGUACAGUCAGUUAUUUGGAUCCUUUAUUUCUCAUCUCAUCAUCAGGAGAGCCAACCACUGUUGUCUUUUAGAUAUCACUGUUAGCAGAAUAAGAGAGAAGAGCUGUAAGCUAUUCAGCAGUGUUACCUUGAUCCAUGCAUGUAGUUAUCCCAAGCCGAAUUCCUCAUCUUCCUUGUGGGUUUAGCAAAACUUCAUACAGGGUCUGCAGAAAGGUGAUAAAUUUGGUUUUUCUACAUUGAGUGGGCUCACCUGUCCUUAAUUUUGUUAUACAGGGAAGCAACAAUAUGGUUUUGUGUUUUCAAAACAUAGACUCUAAGAUUUAGUUUCAAAUUUUAGCUCUUUUCUUACAUUAAACAUGUUGCUUAUUCUCAUUAUGCUUCAGUUUCUUCAUUUGAAAAAUCAUAUAAUAAUUGUUGUACCUACCUCAUAAACUUGGUGGAAGAAUCAACUAAGAAAAUACAUGUGAAAGUCCUAAACACAACGCUUAGGAAAUAAUAAGUUAGCUAUAGUUAAUCUUGUUGAAUUUUUCUUUCUCUUCCAUCAUUCACAGUUUCUUUUCAUUCUUCACUCAGCACUGAGCUGAGGGAAUCACCAUUGCACCCCUUCUCUAAGGAAAUGCCAGCCAGUCCAACAGUGGCAGCUCUUUGGGUGAAUGAAGCUUAGUUAUCUCACCAGCAGGAACUUUCUCAAAUUUAGGCCCUUGAGUAAAGGGAUGAGGAAAACUGGUAGUUUGUAGCUGAUUGGUUGAUCCUCUAAAGGGGGGGAAAGGAGACCAUAAAAGAAAACAGGAGAAGGUUUAGACCAGACUUGUUUGAGUUUUGAGCGUUGAGGGAAAUGCUACAAUACUAAGUGGCAAUCAACAGGACUGAUUAUAGUCCCUCUUUGGGGGAGAGAGCAGGCCUCAGCUAAUCGUGUGGUUGUGUGGUCCUGAUGCAAGGGAUCUGAUCUGUUGAUGCUAGUCCUGUAGAUGCAAGAGUGGGUCUUUACCUUUCUUCUGUAUAGAGUGGGAAGGUUCUUGGUCCCUGGAUGUGCAGUAUCUUAUUUGGAUCCUGGUAGCAGGCCCAAAUGCUAAGUGUCUUCCCCAAAGUAGAGAUUUCCUGUUGCCAGUUCCACUGGCAGCUAAAAAGGCAGUUGGCAAGUUCCUAUAGUUUCAAAGGCAUAUAGACACUAAAGAGAGUUAAGAGUGUGACUCGGAGAUGUGGAUGUGAGACUCAUUUGUGGGUAGGUGUAUUUGUGUAUGUAGAUGUAAGAGCACCCCUAAGAGAGUACAUAAAUAAGAAAGAGGAACACUUCCUCAUACAGUGUGUUUGUGUGAGCUAGAUUUCAACCCUAGUAGGAUCGUCAAAUUUGUACUUGUAACCUCCCAGAUCGACAAUUUGGAAAGUGUAAGCCAGUAACUUUAAAAAUGCAAUUAUGUGACUUUUCUUUUGUUAUUUAGGUGACUGCUUAGAAAACUGCACAGCCCACAAACAGCUGAUGAAAUUAGCGAACAAGCAAAUCAACUAUGUCUUACACUCCAGGAAUUGGUGGUGACCCUGCCCAGCUGGCCCAGCUUAUCUCUUCCAACAUCCAGAAGAUCACACAAUGUUCUGCAGAAAUACAGAGGACUCUGAAUCAACUUGGAACACCUCAAGAUUCACCUGAAUUGAGGCAGCAGCUGCAACAGAAGCAGCAAUAUACGAACCAACUUGCCAAAGAAACAGAUAAGUACAUUAAAGAGUUUGGAUCUCUGCCCACCACACCCAGUGACCAGCGUCAAAGGAAAAUACAGAAGGAUCGCUUAGUGGCGGAAUUCACCACAUCACUGACAAACUUUCAGAAGGCGCAGAGACAGGCUGCUGAGAGAGAGAAAGAGUUUGUCGCUCGAGUAAGAGCCAGUUCCAGAGUGUCGGGUGGUUUUCCUGAGGAGAGCUCAAAAGAAAGGAAUCUUGUGUCCUGGGAAAGCCAAACUCAGCCUCAGGUGCAGGUGCAGGAUGAAGAAAUUACAGAGGAUGACCUCCGCCUUAUUCAGGAGAGAGAGUCUUCUAUUAGGCAACUCGAAGCUGAUAUUAUGGAUAUUAAUGAAAUAUUUAAAGAUUUGGGAAUGAUGAUUCAUGAGCAAGGAGAUGUAAUAGAUAGCAUAGAAGCCAAUGUGGAAAAUGCUGAGGUGCACGUCCAGCAAGCAAACCAGCAGCUGUCAAGGGCGGCAGACUAUCAGCGCAAAUCCAGGAAAACCCUGUGCAUCAUCAUUUUUAUCCUUGUUAUCGGAGUUGUAAUUAUCGGUCUCAUCAUAUGGGGAGUGAAAGGCUAAGAUUAUAAAGGAGCACAAUAUUGCACUACAUUAUGUAAAUUAUGUAGGAAGAUUCCUUUAAUCAUGGUAGGUUUUUUUAAUUGUUAUUUUAAAGCUGUUGCUUAAAGGAUGGUUCCCAUACUUUUGUUAUUUUUAUUUGGGGGGAAAUUUUCUUUGGAUUAAAUCUGAUAUUUUCUAAUACUGAAAGUUUUUUUAAAUAUCACUGCUGGCAUAGCUUCAUGCUUUUCGACCUAGUAACUGUUAGUUUUUUGCCCACAUUGUAUAUGCCUUUCGUUUAUAAUUUAUUUAUCCUGUUGACUUAGUUUUUGGAAUUAGUAAAUUCAAAGGUGUGUGUGUGUUCUGUGUGCACCUCUCUGUCACAGUGUAACAUGCACCCACGUUUGUGUUACUUCAAUUACAAAUCUUAAAUUUAAUUUUGAUUUGGGCCAGCAGAGGAAGUAUUGUCAAUAACUUUAAAAAUUCACAUAUAUGUUUGUGUUUGGAGUUUUGUUUUUAUCUAGUUCACAGCAACACAAAUUGUCUAUUUAACUUUUACUGUUAUUUUUCUCUUAAGACCCUUGUUUAUUCUGAAUGAAAUCAGUGAAUAACUUCCUAGUAUAUCUCUUACUCCUGAUGUGUAUAUAGUAAGCAUUUGCUGUAGAUUGGCUAGUAAAAUACUAAGGAUAGACUGUUUUUAUAUGGGUUCUGUUUAAGUCUUACGUUCGUUUGCAGGGGAUUGUGUGGUCACUAUAAAUGUUUAAUGUGAUUUGGAGGAAGAGUAUGACAGAUCAAUACCUAUUGUGUUAGAAUUCUAAAGAUCCCAACUUGUAUUCGGCUGUGUAUUUCCACAGCUGUUAUGAUGGAAAAUUAAUUACCUUCUCUUAUGUCCUGUAGAAUAAUAAAGAUUACUUUUGGGAAGUAACUUUCCCACAGUUACUCUUUUUGAGCACCUAACACUUAAAAUUCUGUUUCCCUUCAUACCAUUUUGUACCAUCCUUCAUUAGAAAGGGAAUUGGAUGUUCGCCACUUAACUCACUUGCCUUUUUUAAUCAAUGUUGUUUUAAUGCACUAAUCUGAAUACUGUAAAGAAGAUUAUCUUAGUUUAUAGUUUGUAUUUUAUAAUGUUCUUAUAUAGCAGUUUGAUAGUGAAGGCAAUGUUUUACCUGGCAAGCUAUGAGACUUCAAAUGGGAACAAAUAAAAUAUUAAGUAACUAAGUAAAUUGUAUCUUUGCAACCAAAAUAAAGAUGAUUUUAAAAAGUG